AUGGAACUGCAACACACAAACGAUCCCCAACAGAAAGCGGCAUUAGAUCGGAAGCGCGUUACAGAGAGUGAAUGGUUUUUCAUGGUGGAAGGCAUUUUCAACACGCUCAACCACACCAUGAUCGGCGUGGUUUGCAUCUACACUAGCUGGCUCUGUUGGAAAAAUGGAUUCGACAAGCUCUACACCUGGCACGUGUUCCUCACUUUGAUCGGGUAUCAUCUACUAAUGGCCGAAGGGAUUGUUUUGCUGUACAGUGGUAACGGUUGGACGCAGAAAUUAACGCACUCGCAUAAACGCACCGUCCACUGGUUGAUCGAAGUCGUCGGCUGUAGUUGCUGUGUGGUGGGCAUUGCGUUGGAGAUCUACUUCCGGGAUUCCACCAACCGACGACACUUUUCAUCCACGCACAGCAUAGUGGGACUAAUUUCGCUCGUAUUUCUGGUGCUUACCCUUGCGAAUGGGUUGAUGGCGCUGUUUGCCACCGAGCUGCGAAAGCGCAUCCGACCGAUCUACGCAAAGUUAAGCCACUAUCUUACCGGCACGGUGUGCUACGUGAUGGGCAUGGUGGCGAUCGUGUUGGCGUAUGAAAAACGAAUCUAUCGCCAGAAUACGAUCACCGAGGGAAUAACGAUGAUGACCGUGUUCACGAUAGCGGUUACCGUGCUCAGCAUGAUUGGGGUGGUGAAGGCGAUCUACAAUCAGCUGAGGACUCUCGUGAAGUAA
Molecule: messenger RNA, 723 nt
Organism: Anopheles marshallii
Lineage: Eukaryota; Metazoa; Arthropoda; Insecta; Diptera; Culicidae
Product: transmembrane reductase CYB561D2-like
Exons: 2
Coding region: 1-723 (240 amino acids)
Molecular function (GO): transmembrane monodehydroascorbate reductase activity
Source: RefSeq, a predicted model, not a curated record